AUGUCGCGCCAGGUGGAUUCUAAUAUUGCCCUUUUAUUAGAUGGACUAGGGCUGGAAGGUGAAGAAAACGAUUUUAGUGAUUUUUCAAUAGCAGACCAAAACUCAGUUGCAGAAUCCCAAGGUAUUACUCCAACUACUCCAUCAAACUUCAUACCAAUAUUAGGUCGAAAUGUGACGUAUGUUGUGGCCUGUAUAAUUAUCAAUGAACAUAAUGAACUACUAAUGAUGCAAGAAGCUAAGGAAAGUUGCGCCGGUAAGUGGUAUCUUCCUGCUGGGCGUAUGGAGAAAGGUGAAAAUAUUGUUCAAGCCGCAUGCAGAGAAGUAUUAGAAGAAACUGGCUUAGAAUGCUGCCCAAAAACUUUGUUAACUGUGGAAACUGCUGGUGGUUCCUGGUACAGAUUUGUUUUAACUGCAGAUGUUAUUGGAGGAGAACUCAAAACGCCAGCUAAAGCUGAUAAAGAAUCUCUACAGGCUAAAUGGAUUUCCAACUUGCAGGAGAUAUCAUUGAGAUCCAAUGAUAUUUUACAUUUAAUUGAAAGGGCAAAGAUGCAUAAACAAAGCCAACCAGGUAAAACAUGGCACAAAAACAUUUUGCCAGCAUUAACACCUCACAGCAAAAAUCUGAUGAGGCUGGUAAUAAUUAUAAAGAAAAGAAGUACAAAUAGAAUGCAUGUAUUGUUAAGUGAAAAAACAUCAAUUCAUUUUCCUACAUGUGAUAUUAAUCCUGCAAAGAGUGUGCACUCCACCCUUAGGAGAUUCAUGGUUGAAAUGUUUGGAGCUGAUGUGGGACAACAUCGCCCUCUGGGGUUGCUUAAUGUGGAAGCAGAUCCAUCUGCUGAUGGCUGCUGUCUUUCCCUAUUAGUUGCAUUCAGGGCUCCUCUUGAGGAAGUACCAAUAAUUGGCAAAUGUGCAUGGCAUGAAAUACCCAUGGAACUUGAAAAUAAGUUUCUACCAAUGAUAACAACAAAAAAUUCUACCAUAGAACUGCAUGUUGUUCGUUAA
Molecule: messenger RNA, 1002 nt
Organism: Parnassius mnemosyne (clouded apollo)
Lineage: Eukaryota; Metazoa; Arthropoda; Insecta; Lepidoptera; Papilionidae
Source: the annotation of a GenBank genome assembly